AGUUGAAUUGUGGUGUCGCUUCUUUGUUAGGAUGCGUUGCGUAAAGGAAAAGGUUUCGAUUAGUUUAAUAAACUGGUUUAAAAAAAUGUGAACAGUUUUUGUUUUCGACCGCUGGAGGGGUCAUUGUUCAUCAGACCGGGUGAGUGACUGACAACGGUAGACAGUCGAAGAAGGAAAAUAAGGGAAUGGAAAUGUCUUCACAGGCAUGGGAAGUGGUCCUUCUAACUCUGUUUCACUUGUUUAAGACCGUGAGAUCCUUCAUCCCGAAGGUUCAGGACUUUCAAAAUGCACUUCCUCAGAGCAGCCCUGCAGGAGUCACACCUCUCAAGCCUGUCCUAUCUGAGAAGUAUGUGGACAAAGGAUUUCCCAGUCAGGAAAAAGAAGUCUGCAUUGGCCUGCACAACCAGACCUAUAUCUGUGAAACUGGACAUUGUUGUGGACAAUCUCAGUGCUGCAGUUAUUACUAUGAACUUUGGUGGUUCUGGCUGGUCUGGACUGUUAUUAUAAUAUUAAGUUUCUGUUGUGUUUGUCAUCAUCGACGUGCAAAACACAGACUACAAGCUCAGCAGCGCCAACAAGAGAUUAAUUUGAUUGCUUAUCGGGAGGCUCACAACUACUCUGCAGUACCUUUCUAUAUGAGAUUCUUACCAAAUUAUUUGCUGCCUGCGUAUGAGGAGGUAGUGAAUCGGCCCCCAACCCCUCCUCCACCUUAUAGCAUUUUACAGCAACAGGCCAUAACAGCAAGCACAAAUUCACCCAGCAUUGAACAGACUCCUCCUUUGGCUUUGAGUGGGGCAGUGACAGCAGUUGAAGAAAGUUGCUCAUGCACUCAGAGCAGUUUAACUGUAGAUCCUUCUGUUCAGAUUUCCAUUGAGUUGGGUGAUGGCAGUACCAGUGCAGAAUCUGAAGAAGCAGAUGAAGUGGGUUCCAUCCAUGAGAAGAACUAUUGUAAAGAAUUAUUUGGAGAUUUUAGCUGUGAGCAUUUGGAACACAACUCCUCUGUAAAUCUGAGUGAUGAGGACAAGACACCUGGAAGACACAGACGUUUUACUGGUGACUCUGGCAUUGAAGUUUGUGUGUGCAGCAGAGGUCAUCAUGGUGAACCUAAAGAAAUUGAUGGGCUUAUUGGCAACAGCUUUGAAUGUCCUGUGGAACUUUGUGAUAACUGCAAUAUGUGUGAUCUUGAUCCUCCACCUGAAGAUGAGGAAGAAGGAGCUGGCAGUGUUGCAGAACAGAAUGUUCAGACACAGCAGUGUGUAUGCUUAAUGCUGAACACAGUAAAUGAACUGGAGCCCUCACAGAUGCACAACUGUGACACAGUGGAAGACCUAAUUUUCUAGUCAAAAGGAUAUGCUCCUCAUUCAGAACCAAAGACUACAUGCUGACAUUUGCUUUGGAUGAUGUUUUGCAGAACAUGUGCAAGUUGCAUCUUGCACAGUACAGAUGUCUUCUAGAAUCACACUGUAUUUUUACCACUGAGAAAACUGCACUGAUGAAUGGACCAUAGAAUGUAAAAAUACCAGAGGUAAUACUUCUCCUGCUUAAACUUUACUGUUAAAGAGUACCUGAUGCAAAUGUUCUUUUAGGACACCAUACUAGGGCUGUUACUACCUCCACUUUGUUUUUCAGGAAUUUUUCUAUGGCAGAAGUGAUGGUUAUGUGGUCUUGGAUAUGCAACCCAAAAUGUAACUUUGGCUAUUCUGUUCAGAAGCAGUACUUCUUCUGGUAGGUCUGUUGUAGAGAAUCCUGUUUUAGAAUUCUCUCCUGCCUGUGACCAAUUUUUUUACACUUGACUGCCUGGGAUCUUUCCUGUGACUCCCUGACUAGGUGUAGACUCCAUUGUAAUUGGCUGUUAGGAUUAUGAUAAUAAUAUAGUGAAAUAAAUUUGAAAGAAAACAGCAUUUGACAUUUAAAAUAAAAAAAUCACUUUGUGGGGUGUUAAAUUACUGCAGUUCCACGUCCCCCAAACACACACACCUCAGUCUUUAGUGAAAAAAGCUGGCAGUCCUACACUAAGCAGCACUCUUAUGGCAGUCUUGUUAGUAAUGUACUUAACACAAACCUGUUUCCCUUUUCCCAAGUAUAAACAACUGCAGGUCUUUUUAAGUGAAAUAGUAAAGCUUUGUUUGUUCUCAUCUUCUUAGAUCUUUGAAAGGGACUGUUGCAGUUGUUUUCUUUUCAUCCGCCUACUAUUUUAGUGAGACACUGCACACUUUGUACCUGUUAUAGCCCGAAUCUACAUAUUAAUGAACAGGCUGUAAUUUUUUUGGAUAUUAUAUAGUAGAAUGUUACUUGCACACGGCUGUUGAUUCAUAACUGAAGAUUGUUAGGGGAUAAAAUAUGUAGGUAAACCUGUAUGUUACCCAUUACAGAUGGUAGUAUUGAUUAUGCUAAUAGAGUGAGCACAUUUAAUAUUUGUACUGUGCAGCUUGAAGUGUAAACUUUUCAGUGAGACUGGUCACAGUUUUUGUUUGUAUUAAUCCACAAGGCCUUGAAAAUUACUGUAAUAAAAAUUUAGGAAAAAAAGAUGUAACUUUUGAGUAUGAGAUGGCUUCAGAGAAAGAAGCUAUCAAGAAAAUGUAAACUUUAUGGUGGUAUUAUUACAUGUACCAUGCUGGGUGCUUUAUUUCACUUUGUGCGUUCCACUGUUAAAUGAAACAUAUGCUGUAUGACUGCAAAAGAAAUUACUAUUUUUUCUACUGAAA
Protopterus annectens (West African lungfish) is the source of this 2705-nucleotide messenger RNA. RefSeq names its product WW domain binding protein 1 like (gene WBP1L). The coding region runs from base 186 to 1340 and encodes 384 amino acids. NCBI's taxonomy places the organism in Eukaryota, Metazoa, Chordata, Ceratodontiformes, Protopteridae. The transcript is spliced from 6 exons. The record is from RefSeq and is a predicted model, not a curated record.